Durusdinium trenchii is the source of this 2919-nucleotide messenger RNA. Lineage: Eukaryota; Dinophyceae; Suessiales; Symbiodiniaceae. The record is from the annotation of a GenBank genome assembly.
AUGGCGCCGAAAAAGCGCAAGUCGGGCGCUGGUGGCGCUGUUGACACGCUGUCUGGGAAGAAGGCGAAACCCGUUGCAGACCAUGACCCGGCACAGUGGCAGUACAUCCACCAGCAGAGUUUGUGGGCGUUGAAGCUAAAUAUUGCUGCGCGAAGGUUCCGGAAAGAGGUUCUCAAGGUCGGUGGCUUGGACGACUAUUUGUCUUCAAAACAUCCGGACGAGGCAGCGUACGGGAGUGGGGGCACUGGCAAGAAAAGCUACAGCACAGACAUGUCAGGGCCAGGCUACAUUAGACCGUGGCAGUGCUCGUGGCGCUCUGAUUUUGGCGUGAGUGCAAUGGUCGACCCUGACCAGGCCGAAAACCUGAUGCAAAUCUAUUUGCAAGAGGGGUUUCUGACAAACCCCGACCUUGUGGGAACCGAGAAGGUAGCAGCAACCAGGGUUGGUUCAGCUUUCCUUGAGAGACCUUACACAGAGUGCGCUCCACUACCUGGCAAAAGUGUUUUGGCUAUCGAACGGGGCCGCACUGACGAGAAGGAAGCGGCCGCGCAGGCGUUGGCCAGAGAUGUUGCCAAGGCGACCCUUGCAGAGAUCCAGGGAAUGUUUGCAAGGGACAUGGAGAUCCUGAAGCUGAAGCUCCCUGGCAAAGCAGACCAGGCAGCUGAGACUGCGCGUGAUGUGAAGUACCUUCGUGACCGCCAGCAGAGCCUCAGCUCAGCUCGAUGGCUGUUGAUUUGUAGCAAUUGUCGGAUUCGUGCGCCGUUUUGGAGUGAAAGGAAGGGCCGCCAAUUUGCAGAAGAGUUCAUGAAGGCCAAGUGUUGCUUGGUGCCCGUUGACGACGAUAUGCAAACCAUUGGGACCAGUGAGUUCCUGAAGUUCAUGGAGCCUAUGCGCGGAGCUGCAGGGACAGCAGCCUACAACAUCCUUGGCGCGGUGUGCGCAAUGAGCAGUUCACAUUGUGGCUGGGUCUUGAUGCCGGUCUUCCAGACACAAACAGCCGAGACCGCCUUGAUGAAACACCGUCGCUCCAUCGAGGAUGGUUUGAUGAAAUCCUCUAUCAACUUGACCAAUGAGGUGGCAAUUCUGUUUGAGAAACCAGAAGGUGUUCGGGAUGGCCGGCCAAUGUCGCAACCUGCUCGCGUUGCCAUUCACACCAACUACGUGCAGACUUCACCGUUCCUGGAGAGCGACGCUGUCCAGACAGCCCGUUGUGGACCGUGCCAGCUGAUCAAGAUUUCCGACUUCAUCGGCUUCGAUCCAGAUUCAAGGCCAGGGGCCUCAGCAAGAACCUUCCUGGAGGAAUCCUCAACUCCUGUACACUACUUGGGGCUGGUGCGUGAGAAGAAUCACGCUGAGCUACGUUCAGCUUUCGAGAGUGAGAUCUAUAAGUAUUGGGACAACCAUGGAACUUUGUCUCCGCCCAAAACCCGACCUCCGACAACGACGAGAACCGUUGACACUGAAAGCUUGGGCCUUGAGAUGAUUGCCAUGGACAACAGCACUCCGGUGUUUCCCCUUGAAGUCGUUUUGAGCAGGUUCCGCAGUAGUGGGGCUGCAGAGCAGGAGGAAGUGAAGAAGAUGCAGGCAAGGUUCCACGAGGUCUACCCACCUCCCCAGCCUACUGGGCCUGGAACAAACCAGAGGCCAGCUUCCACCACAAUCCGCGCUUCGGGGCAAUGUGACUUCAGCAUCGACGACGGGAGGCAGCCCCUCGACGUGUCGAGGAUGCUGGAUCUGCUUUGCGUGCCUGUUGGUGAAGUUCCAGCGGCGAGGCUUGGCGCUAGUUUGGGCAAAGGUGGCAAACCCACUGUGGUGAUUGACACCUCGCACCACAUUUGGCUGCUCAACUCUUCGGACCAAGCAAUGCAAGUGACUGCUGGUGAGCUGUUUGGCUUCGGCGCGGGUCAGUUUUCGGUCACUGUCGAUUGCGAGGAGGUGCUACCUGGUGGGCUUCCAUGGGUCCUCAAGAGUGAUUUGGACCUGAUUGCGCAUGACAAAUCGCCGACUGCGUUGUGUGUCUUUUUGCGCAAGCUGGCGGUUGAGGGAGGCUUGGCCGACAUCGACGUCGAGUACCAUAUCCUCGUCCCCAAAGUUCUGAGCGCCAAAGAGGAGUGGGAUGUGACCCGGCUUGGCUCCAAGAAGACGUGUGUUUUCAAGCCGAGCCCGCUUGAUGGUGAGCCUGCAAGUCGCGACAAUCUCCGAAGGGCAGUCCUGGGAGCUGUUUUCCACGGUGAUUACCAGAAAGUCCCGCGUGGCAACAAACGGGUUGCAUUGACUUGGGAGGUGGAGUACUCAUCAUCGCCGCCGAAGCUUUUACCAGUCAAGCCCAAGGUCUAUUUGCUUGCAGCUCUGAGCAUUCCGGCUGGCUCAGCUGUGGAUUUGUGGGAGGCCAGGCCUGUUUUUGAUUGCAGGGAAUCGGAAGCACACUUUCCGAUCGCGCCGCUCUAUUUGUCAGGAGCCGGUGAUCGCGCUGAUGAGGAUAAGGAUGCAGCUGCCGCAGCAGCAGCAGCUGGCUCGUCUACCGGGCCGAAGAAGAGGCCGAGCGCAAAGUUGAGCGAGGAUGACAGCUAUUCUCACUUGGAGGACUUGGCAGUGGAGAAGUUGAAGGCCGGCGAGCCCUUGGACGUUGUAAAGGCCAUGACGAAUUCCAUGAAGCAGGCAAUUUUUGAGAAGCGCCGAUCGGAGACAGGGCAGGCAGCAGCCGCCAAUUCUGGCGAGGCUGUUGGUGGUGCGGACGGUGAAGCUGCCGCCAGUGGUGAAGCGGCAGCCGCCGAUGCUGAAGCGGCAGCUGGACCUGGAGCGGAUGAUGAAGACCCCGAUCAUUUUGACGAGGCGAUGGAGGAAGAAGACCGAGAGGAUGAUGCGGCGGUGAGCGCCGAUGGCCGGUUGAUCGAAGAAGCUGCCGAAAACGUAGAUUGA